AUGGAGCAGGACCUCCAGAGCCUGGCUGAAUCCGUCGCGGCCUUGGACGAACAGUUUGCUGUCAGCGUCAUCUGCUCCGUCCUUGAGACCCGGCCAGAGCUUGCCCCUUCCGUGGUCUCCUUCUCCGUGCCAGACCUGACGUAUCCGCCCAUCAAGGCGCUGGUAGAGCGGCGGUCCGACGGCUUCAUCAAGUCCUUCAACACGGAGAAGGGCUUUGGUUUCAUCGCUUGCGAUGAGCUUCACCAGGUGUUCAACAACGAUGUGUUCCUGGUCUCCCAGCAGAUGGGUGCCUUCAAUGUGGGCGACCAG
Symbiodinium sp. CCMP2456 is the source of this 309-nucleotide messenger RNA. Lineage: Eukaryota; Dinophyceae; Suessiales; Symbiodiniaceae. The record is from the annotation of a GenBank genome assembly.